ACGAGAACGAGGGACCGCACCGCACGAGAACGAGGGACGACGCCUGCGCCGUCGUCGCCCUUGCCACGUCGCCCCCGAUCCCGCGCUGCUCUGGCGCGCCGCCGGCUGCCCCACGCACUGCCCUCGUCCAGCCUCGGCGCCCUGCCGACGCCGCGCUUCCAGGUGCAGUUUCACUUUACCCGGUGUCUUCCGCGAGCAAAUAUCUCCGCGGAGUAGAUCUGGAAUCAGGAUGGCGCUUCGCUGCUCCCUGCCCGCGCCCUGUUCGACAUUGUGCCUCGAAGGAGCGGAGCGCCCCAACUCGCACGCGCUCCCAGCACGCGUCGUCAGCUUUGGUUCUUGCCGGUGGUCGAGGCCGCAUGUGGGGCUCGUGCUCGGCGCACGCGCACGGGCGCUGCAGGCGAGCAGCUCCAAGACCGGCCAGCUGGUGAUUGGUGGCCGAGCGCGCAAGGACACCGACUCCGAUUCCGAGGAUGACGACGAUGACGGCGGCGAGAUUGGUCCAGUUCGCAUGACGGACCAAGAGCGGAAGACACUGCGGAGGAAGAUUCGGGAAAUGAUGGACCGGAUGCCCGAGACGCGGGAGCUGACGGACCCAGAGGAGAAGAAGGCCAAGAUGAGGGAGCUGAUGACCAAGUAUGAGCUGGUCGUCGAGGAGGAGGACCCGGACUGGCCUGAGGAUGCCGAGGAUGGAAUGGGCUUCGGCCUCGACCAGUUCUUUGACAAGAUCACCAUCAAGGCUGAGAAGAAGGAUGAUGCCGAUGACGAUGAUGCAGGGGAUGGCACCAAGGAGAUAGUUUGGGAGGAUGACAACUAUAUCAAGCCGAUCAUGGAUGUCAAGACGAAGGAGUGGGACGAUACCGUGUUCACUGACUUUGGUCCGUUGAUUGUGCUAGUACAUAAUCGAUACAAGAGACCACAGGAGAAUGAGAUGGCAAGGACUGAGCUCGUAAAGGCAAUCGAGACGUUUUGGGAACACGAUCUGCCUUCACCAAGAUGUGUCGCAGUUGAUGCCUGCGCCGAGCCAGACCUUGCGGACGCUCUGAAGGUGUCUGGUUUCCCUGAGUUACUCUUCACCGAUGCAGGGAGGAUACUACACCGAGAGAAAGUUGUUCGGUCGGCCGAGGUACUGUCAAGGAUGAUAGCGUUCUUCUACUACAAAGCGGCGCGGCCGCCUUGCUUGAGCGAAGCAGAUGGUCACGGGCAAGAAAAGGUCCCUCUGAUGUCAUGAGAACAACGUGAAGUGUAGUGUGUAGUAGCUAGGUGGUAUUAUACACCAGUGUAACUUUUGAGCGAUUAUCAGUAGAGUUACUGUUACAAAGAAACCUAAAUUAUCACAUUCCGAGCAGUUUUUAGUUCUGUUCGUCAUGCUGGAAAGUCAUAUCCUCUUUUUGUUACACUUGAAUAUACUGUAGGCACCCCCAAGAUUUAAGUUGUACCUACAAUUAGACUAAGAAAAUGCGUGCUGUAUGACAGGAUAAUCAUAUCCUUGGAUUCACAUUCAAAA
Molecule: messenger RNA, 1504 nt
Organism: Brachypodium distachyon (stiff brome)
Lineage: Eukaryota; Viridiplantae; Streptophyta; Magnoliopsida; Poales; Poaceae
Product: thioredoxin-like fold domain-containing protein MRL7L homolog, chloroplastic
Exons: 5
Coding region: 230-1228 (332 amino acids)
Biological process (GO): regulation of DNA-templated transcription; chloroplast organization
Cellular component (GO): chloroplast stroma
Source: RefSeq, a predicted model, not a curated record